AUGAAUUCGUUUUCGUUAAUUGUCAUUUUGAUUAAUUCACCAUUGAUAUUUUCACAAGAAAUUGAUCUGGGUGAUCGUGAUGAUAGUAGAUGCACCACGGCAAAGUGUAUAAUCACAUUCAUAUUCUUAAUAUUGAUAUUAUUCACCAUCACGAUAUGUUGCUUCUAUUCAAUUCACAAGAAACGACAAAAGUUAAAAAGUAUAACGAAUGCGACCAGCAAAAGCGUUACGGUGGACACUACUACGAACGCUAUGUCACAGUCGGUCAGUAGCAAGAGCACGGAAUUAGAUUUGGAGAAUAAUUGGAUAACGGACGUUUACUCUAAUAAGGAUCUCCUUGGGUUGAAAAAGAAAUUUUAUAAUUUUGACAAUGAUUCUUUACAAUCGGUACGAUUAUCCCCGGAAGAUAAAAAGAAUACGUCCAUCACCAACGGGGCGAAAGGUGGUAACCUAAGUCAUGUCGUCGUGUCACCCCCGAACGCUUACCACCCGAUUUCCCCGAUCGUUGCCUCCCCACCAGCAAAUUCCACUCAUACCUCGCCACCGGUUAAAGAUUUAACAGCAAAGGCCUUGGAAUUUUUAAUCAAGAAUCCACCAAAGGAUGUAUUACCGAGUCAAGAAGAGGUUCAUUCCAUAUUUAAGGUGCAUGAAAAUAUUUAUUUAAAUCCCUACUCUUCGUGGAAAUUCGCCAUAGGGGCAAACGUCGUUGAGGAAAGUGGGGUGGUACAAAUAACAAAUUAUGGAAAGUUGGUGGAGAUAAAUACCAGAAAGUGGAGCAGCGUUACCAAUAACGUUUGCGUGCAGUCAAAUUAUCCUUUCUUCAUCCCCAAAUCAUCCACCAUAAGGAGGAAUAGUAUUUCCUCUACCAUUGAUAGAGCACAAGGCACCACCAACCCCAAUACGCACGUGAAAAGGAAUAGCAACAAGGUCAAUGAGGAUGUGAUGCAUUAUUUUGAGGUGACCGUCGUGUCUAAGGCCACUGACGUCGACACCAUCAUUUCCAUUGGUCUUUCAACGAAACCGUUCCCUUACUUUAGGUUACCCGGUUGGAAUAAGCAUUCCGUUGGAUAUCAAUCAAAUGAUGGUCAUCUAUACCAUAAUGAGAUCUCAUCCUCCAGAGAAUAUGGUCCCACCUAUAACGUGGGAGACAUAAUAGGGUGUGGCUAUAAACCAUCGACCAAAGAGGUGUUCUUUACUAAAAAUGGGAAUUACCUCGGUGCCUACGCACCUUCCAGGAACCCUUUUAUUGAACCCAAAGAUGACGAGAAUAGUUUAGAUCAUGUCUGGUAUCCUACGAUUGCCGCCAAUGGACAAUGUAAAUUAGAAAUCAAUUUCGGUGGUGACAUCGUAAAGGAUAUAUUUAAAUACAGAUUGGCAAGGAACUUUGGUCCCGGUGCCCCUCUUUCCAUCGUUAAACAAUUAAGGGGUGGUGAAUUAAUAGGUAGUUUUGAAAAAUGUAAAUCAGAAAACGUUGAAUUGGAACAAAAACGGGUCAAAUUUGUUGAAGCUCCCACGACGGAGAAACGAGUAAAACGAACUCCGCAUAGGCGUAGAACACCUUACGCUUGGGAUGAUCAACUUCGACCCAUAUUUAAUGAUGAGAAAGUUGAUAAGAAGGAAAAAGGGAAUAAAUAA
Funneliformis mosseae is the source of this 1635-nucleotide messenger RNA. Lineage: Eukaryota; Fungi; Glomeromycota; Glomeromycetes; Glomerales; Glomeraceae. The record is from the annotation of a GenBank genome assembly.